This is a messenger RNA of Lymnaea stagnalis (great pond snail), 13822 nucleotides long. The record is from the annotation of a GenBank genome assembly. NCBI's taxonomy places the organism in Eukaryota, Metazoa, Mollusca, Gastropoda, Lymnaeidae.
CCCAAUUAGAAAUAAUAUAAAAUAUAAAAAGCUUAUCUCAAUUUCGACACACAAAAUAUACACACCAAUUGUUCAUUAUUUAGUUCAGCACGGGAAAACAUCUCUAACGAUUAUCUCAAUCAUUCAAAUAAUAAUUAUUAGCAAACUGGGUACUAAAACAGAAGCAAACAAUAAAUGUUAAAAGGAACAACUAUUCAACUAAAGAUUUUUAUUAAGCGCCAUAAAAAUAAGAAUGAAUCAACUAAGUUCCCUCUUUGCUCUUUUUGCCUUCUUACAAAGGCUUCUUGGUAAGUACUUAAAAUAUUUAGUUUUAAAAAGAAUAAGUUUACAGAUAUUAAUAGCCCAGAUGAUUUAUUUUUUUUUUGGACACACUAACGGCACGCUAGGUUUUAUAGGACGACAAACGAAAUUUCCUAAACUAUUUUCUUAAAUUCGUAUUUUUUAAUUCAACACAGGCACAAUUUCAAAUGGUGCAGUCAAUUCUCCACAAAACCUCCUGAUAUUUUCGACAUAUCUUCAUAUUCAUUACAACAUUUUAAAAAAAUAUACCAUUUUGAACUUCGGUUAAAGAACUUAAUUGAUAAUAUAAAAUUAGCUAAAUAUAACAUUCUUGUUUUGUUUCAGUAGAUUAUCUUUAUAUCUUGUCAUUUCAAGGCUAAAAAAUUUUUAAAUUACGCGCUAUUAUUAAUGUCUAAUGCUGUUUCGAUGAAUAUAUUUGUAUAAAAAACUAAACAUAAGGUGAUCCAAAUAGAAAACUCCGAUCAUCCGAUAGUGGCAAACUAUUGAUACCACGUGUUCGCCUUGAGACUUACCGGAAGAUGCACGUUCGCAUUUCCUGGCCCAACACUUUGGAACACAGUUCCUGUCACUCUCAGAAAAAGCCAGACUCUGGAGUUUUUCAAAACUGAUUUGAAAACAUAUCUUUUUCAAACACCUGUUGAGGGGAGUUUGUCUACCAUGUUUUCCAGCUAACUAUUAUCUCCUAGAUGUAAAGUGGCCUGUGUUGUUUAUGGUUGCAAGGGAUGAAAGACUUAGAAUGGAUAUUCUCGUAUGUAGUUUUUGUAACGAUGCGUUUUGAAUUUCUAUGUGGCAAAAUAUAUAUUUUUUCAUUUCUUUUUAAUAUGGAUGACUUUUUACCGCGCUUUGAGCCCUUGGGAAUGAAGCGUGAUUUUCAAAUACUAUUUAUUAUUAUUAUUAUUAUUAUUAUUAUUAUUAGGCGUGAAAACUAAAUAAAAUUUUUCCAAAGCAGUAAAAUUAGGUACCAGGUAUCUUGGGUAUUCUUUAUUAAUUACCCCGAGAGUUAGACUAGUAAGUGUAGCACUUAAGAUAUAUUUAAUUGAACUGGCAAAUAUAUAUCAAUUUCUAUCAUACAAUUUUUGGGCGUUUCGACACAUAAUGAGGUACUGCACCAGUCAGCUCCUGGAAAGUCUUACUCAGAGCCCGAAAUUGAAAUGCUCAAAUUUGUAGAGAGAUCCUCUCUCUUCGGUACCAUGAACAUCGCUGAUGAGGUGAUCCAUCAUGUUGCAAGGGCGAGGGCGGCAUAUGGCACAAUAUCAAAGAUUGAUUGUUCUAAGAGUCGUAUCUAGUAUAACUAUAAGAAAAUUCAACAAGUCUUGUCACCUACUGCGUCCUGUUCUAUUUGACUAAGUUUUGCCAGCGGAUGAAAUAGCGGUGGAUGAGAGAGUGACACCGAUGAAUUUUAAAAAAAAAUCUUCUUCACAGUAAUCAAAAUACAGCUUAACUCAAGGCUACUACUCAAGUGGAACCCGCGGUCAUCUUCGCAUGCUACUGACGUACGAUAACAAUAACUUUGUGACUUGUGGUCUAUACAGUCAUAAAAAAAGCUAAGCUACAUUCACAUAACGAGCCUCAGAGACAAUACUCAGUAUAAAAUAAAAGGACAGGGUCCAAAACAUUAACAUUUUAAAUAUCCCCUUUAGCAUCCAUACAAUUAAAAUGAUGUCAUUUUUCUACGUUUGAGACAGAGUGACAGACCCCGGUUACCCCAGACAAUAUUUCAUGACGAGCUUGGCAAGUAUCGUAGUGGUAGUAAAGAGGCACGCUUCAUAGACGUCUUGAUGGAUUAAUUGUACUGCAUAAACAAGAACACUGAUGAGAUAAAGAAAAAUCCUCCAGCAAUGUUGCGCUCCACCUCACACACAACAUCCCAUUCACGAAGUUAAUUGAAAGAAUCUGCUGAAAAGACAUUUUAAUACAGUCGCGAAAUGGUCGGGUUCCUAUCACGCAUGACAACAUUUCGUUACAAGAAUAGUUCUUAAUUGCAACGGGCAAAAGCAGCGUCAACAACGUCAAUUGAUUAAAUAGAAACAAAAACUUGUCGAUUCUAUGGGCACAUGUACACAUCAGCGAACAGCACGCACCUUCGUACACAACACUCAAACUUGCACAUUAAAUGCACAACUAUUUGCUUUUGUGUCACAGCAUCAGGACCGUGCGAAUUGAUGGAUUGAAACAGUUUGUUUAUAUAAAUAUAUAUAUAUAUAUAUAUUAAAUAUAUAUAUGAUAUGUGUGUGUGUAAACUAGAGUUAACCCACAAAACAAUAACGGUGGCAAUGCUGCAUCUAUUUCCCAUAAACUCAAGUUACUUAAGACAUAAAUGCACACUAGUUACACACCUUAAAGAAACGUUCCUAUAAGUGCUUACUGCCAAUAUGCAAAGUGCGUCUUCCAAACACAAGUUUUCAGCAAAACACAUUCAUAUCUAGAGACAUAUAUCUUACUAGAUAUAGCUAAACAAUCAUGGGUGACAGCAAUGCAUGAAAUUCCCAUUUAUUAAAGUUACUUGACAAAACGUGAACUCAAGUAUCUCACAUUUAUGAAUCCGAAAUCGUGGAUUAGAGAAGCAGUCCAUUGGGAAGCACUAGAUACGCCAGAAGCUUAAUAUACAUAAGAUAAUAAGAGACUCGUGGACUGCUUCCUAAUGGACUUCCUCCUAAUCCAAGAAUUCGGUAAUGAGAGUAUAUUACAAGUAAGUUUAUAUGUUCGAAAGAAAGUAUGGUUCAAUGAUGAGCUCAAUAGCACGCAAACAUAAUUCACGAAAACUACGCUAAAGGCAAUAUAUAUAUAUAUAUAUAUAUAUAUAUAUAUAUAUAUAUAUAUAUAUAUAUAUAUAUAUAUAUAUAUAUAUAUAUAUAUAUAUAUAUAUAUUUAUAUCUCGAGACUACGUAGAAAAAAUUGGGAUUCUUAAAUGUGCCUUACUUGAGUUCAAGUUAUGUCAAGUAACUUAAGUAGAUGGGAAGUUCACGGAUUGAUGUUGCCAAUGUUUGGCGGGCUGUAUCUAGUAUAUAUAUCUAUAUAUACAUAUGAAUAGCAAUAUUUAUUUAUUUAUUUUAUUUAAUGUGAAUUUAUUUGUCUAAAUAGUAUGUUCUUUGGUUACAAAACUCAUAUUUACACCGGAAUUACCUUUUUUCUCAAGACCCCGAAGAGAAUUGCGAAGUGACUAACCAGUUCAAAACAUGUUUUAUUUUUUUUUUCUUUAAGGAAUACACGGAUUGGAGAUCACUUUGGAUGGGUUUGAAAACAUCAACUGUGGUAAGCCAGGAAAGGUAUGCAGGAGCGCCCUUGCAGCGUACAACAUAACAGGAAGGAUCAUUCUGGGUGAAGGGGAGUUAAUGCCACCCUUUAUUGCUUAUGAAUAUAAGUGUCCUGCAACAAAUCAUUGUUUAACUUUCGAAGGACGCGGUGAAGUCUGGGAUCGGGUAAGAUGUGUUACAUAAUGGUCAAAAAUAAACCUAACAACAUAGUCGGUUCUUACUCCUUUACACAGUCGUUUACAACUAUUUCAUUAAUUGCACCGUGUGCAAUAUCGGUUGACUAAGUCUCUCAUGCCAACAAAGGUAACACAUCUAUUUUCUAAUUGGAAAAAAAAAAAGCAAAACGUAAGAAGUUUUCCAAAGAAGCACAAACGACUUCUAUGUAUGUUUAAGAUAUAAUUUUUGAAGUGUGCCCAUUUGUAGUGAAUAGUUACUGGCUUCAUUGUGGUGGAACUGGGGUUGCGGAGAGUACCAGAUGUGACCCUAAAGGGGAAUGGGUGAUGAGUCUAAAGGAAAUAUUGAAAUUUUCUAGAGCUCUCUCAAAAGAUGACUUGAAAAAAAAAGAAUUAGUUUACAUACUAAAGCAUGGUUCUCUCAGAUAGGGGGACCACCAGAGAAGAGUGCCAACAGAAGUAGGCCCAAAAUAAGUGAGCCACGAUAUAAGAGGGUCACCAGAUAAGACUGCCACCAGAUAAAAGCCCCACUAGGUAAGAUUGCCAUCAGACAAGAGUACCACAAUAUAACGAGUAGGAUAGCCCUUAAGUUGGCAGACUCUAAGUAGGUCUGAGGGGAAGUCUGUAGGGAGUGACACCAUGAGUUUGCCGCAGUGGGUAACACCAACCAGGGGUGGGGGCGGUACUCCCCUGGAAUGUAAUUCUUCCUCUAAAUGUGUGCCGGCAUAGUUGGCCGAUUUCAAUGGAAAUAAAUGGAUUAUGGAGAUUAAACUGCUCAAGGCAUGAGUAUAUUGUUCAUCAAAUUCUACUCACUGGAAUAAGAUACUGGAACUCUGAAAGUGUAGAUAGCCCUUUAGUCUCACCUUAUGAAAGAGUCGUAGUGUAGGGGGAAAAGGGAGAGAAGUCGAACAAAAUGAUUACACAACAAGGGAAGGUAUUUUUUUUGGCAAUACUUUUUUCUUAGGAUGUGGAUUGACAAGAUAUAACAAGCUCAAUGCUGGACUGUCUAAAAGCUUUAACAAACUUCACUAAAACAAUUGAAAAAUGAUACGGUAGCCUUCAUAUGUUCGCUAAGAUUCAGUGAACAUGUAAUAAUAUUAAUGAAAAAAUAGAGAAAUUUUACAUCCAGAAGAUAGGUUUUAGGAGAAGCAGGGAAUUCUUUAUACAAACUAUUAAAAAACGAAUAAAACUUCCUAUUAAGCCGUUCUAACCUUAUGCUAAGAAUUUUUUCUCAAGUUUUUUAUUAAAAAAAUUCAAAACUCUCUUUAAUAUUUACAUGAUGGUUUUACUGAUUUUUUUUCUAUGCCACCCCAUUUCAUAUUUUCCCUCAAACCAUUGAUUGUUUGGUCUUAUAGUAAGUCGAUGACUGCAACUGUGAGUUUGAAACUUGUUAUGUGUUUGCGCUCUAAAUGUUACUUCCUCUAAUAAAUGGUCAGAUUAAGGCGUUUGUGGAUUUGUUACAGACUACAUAAGGACAAAAAGCUAUCUAUGUAUUGUACACAUAAAGAGAUAGAUCAAUGGAGUACUACAAGCCAGGGGCACCUUAAUCAAAGGGGGCCAAGGACUAAAACAGUAUAGAGACGGGAAGCGAGAGUGGAAACCGCUCGAGUACGCAAUGCCCUAGCCCGUUCGUCUGAAAAAGUUGAGCAAUAGGAAGCUAGACGUGACACCGAUUGUUUACGCUCUCCUCGAUCCAGACGAGCACUGCACGCUUACAAUAAAUCUUAGUGCAUUCCAAUUCGAUUGUAAUUACGAUUAUAAUCUUCAUCCAAGUGGGUUUUUUGAAAAAAAUUGGUAAAUUAUGCGCGUAUUGCAGAGCCCUCAAAUUUAAGAAUGAAACACCGGAAAUGUGCAGUGCGGGUGGGGAAUUGAAAUUCCCAGAAUUACAUUCACCACCCGAAUCAUUAUCAACAUUAUUAUCAGGUGACAUAAGCCAAAUGAAACAUUAAUUGGAAAACAUACGCAAGCACAAAUCAUGUUUCCAAAUGGCAUCGUUCAGUGCCUGUAACAGACCAUGUUUGCACACGAAACCAUUAAGUCGGGGAGGUGGCAAGAGUUGAAUAGUGAACUCUAUUAACGUGUAUUAUUUCACGGUAAAGGAGAGAGCAUUAUAUUUUUGUACGGCGAAAGUGAGCCGCACGUUUUUGCGUGAUCAGUCGCAGUACCUCUCAUGUCGAAGGGAAGGGAAGACGUCUUUAACUUUCUGUCAUGUGAAUUUUCUAUAAAGCCAUGGAGUAUUAUAUAUUUAUACAUGUGUGAGAUCCUUGAUUCUAUUACCUGGAUAUUUGUGCAAUGAUUAUUAUUAUUGUUGUAGAAAAGUGAUGUAAUAAAGUACUGUGAAUUUAACUGGAAAAUGAUGUCUACUUCUUGUGUGACAGACUGAAAGAGUUAAGAGGUGAAAGAGUGAAGUAAACAUUACAUUAUAUGAGCUGGCAUCCUGAAGCACGAGAUAUAAGUGAAGUAGUUAACCAUGCUAACACAACGCACUAAAAUUAGCAUGUGUUACAGUGCCACAAAUAUCGUAGGCGAUUAUUACAUGCCAAUAUUUAAAUUGCAAGGGCAAAUUUAUUAUCUUGCAGGAUCACUACUACAACUGCCGAAAACAGAUCACGAACCUCUUCAAAUUUAUUUAUGGGUAAGAAUGAUAAACAAAUCGAUUAAGUUGACAAAUAAAUACGGGCACUAAAUGAGAAAUUGUCACUGAUUGCAAACUUUUAUUUUCAACACAAGGAAUUAAGUCAAUUGUCCAGAAUUUCUCUUUAACAAAUGCCAACUGAUGCCGACAAAGUUGUAGUUAUAGCAGACAAAUGUCAUUUCGGCCAACAAGAAAGACAAUACAAUGCACCAACAAUCGAUGAAGUAGCGAUCGUUAUAGUUGGCGAAGAAUUAACGUACAUGAUAUAAUUCUUCCUUUUUGGAAAAUGGUGAUAUACAUCGAGUCUCAGAAAUUCAUCACGCAUACAAUGGAUUGCAAUAUCUAAUUUUAUUUUGGCAAGGAGAAAUGGAUAUUAUUUCAAUAUUAAAUACAAAAAUUCACAAAAAGCUGAGGAAUCGAAUAAGAAAGUAAGUGCCAUGAACUACUAUUCGUGUCGAUUGAUAAUCUAUGAGAGUGCCGAAAAUCGUAUCUUGAAAUGUCGACAAUUGUUCUAUCAAUACAUUGUUGAUAUGUAUGCGAAAAUAGAAAUUAAACGGUUCCUCUAAAAUGCUUUCCGAAGAGUACAUUAAUUUACGUGAUGCAGUUACGAAUGAUGGCCAUGUGAAUCCAAAUGAAUUGAGGAAAAGUGUUAUACUACUGGCCAACGUUCCCAUUGAGCUGCGCUUCAUCGUACACUAAAAGUUUUGAGAGGAAAUGAAAAGCUCUUCAGAUGAAAAGGUCUUCAGUGGCGAGCUCAUUGUAUUGCCUAAUGAUUUUCGACAAGCUUUAUUAGAUAUGCCACGUUCAACGGCUGCUGAUCAAUUAAAUGAAUGUCUCAAAUCAUCAGUUUUGUGGCGACAUGUACGGGAAUUGACUUUGAAAUCCAAUAUGCCUGUACAACUACACACUGUUUCAUCCGCUGAACGUUUCCCAAAAAAAAAUUGUUGGACAUUGGGAAUGGGAAAAGGGAAAUCGAUGAAUUCACACAAUGUUUUACACUGCCAAGAAGCUUCUUUAAAAUUACAGCAACCACCUUCAAAUUGAUUCAUAAAGUUUUUUUUUUUCCAAAUGUUGCACAAAAUUACAAAAAUCAUCAGUGUCUAAGUGCACGUACUAUAUUAGCAGCCAAACAAAAACAAAGUCAAUGCCAUCAGCUUAAGGAUUCAAAAUGAAAUAGCAGGCGCAACAACAAAGUGAAAGUCCAUCGAAGCGGUAUUGAAUCAAGACGAAGUUUUCAAUUAUCCAUCGGAAUUCUUGAAUUCACUUGACUGGCCAGGCAUCCCAUCGCACCAUUUAACUUUGAACAUUGGCGUGCCUAUCAUUCUUUUAUGAAACAUAAAUCCACCACGAAUUUGAAACGCUACCAAUCUUUCAGUGAAAAACAUGAUCAACAAUAUUAUCAAAGCUACUAUUUUAAAUGGAAAAUGUGAAGGAAGAGAUGUACUGCUGCCACGUGUUCCAAUGAUUCCAACAUAUAUGCCAUUUGAAUUCAAACGUCUGAAGUUUCCGGUGCGAAUCGCAUUUGCAAAAGCCAUUAUUAAAGCACAUUGACAAUCGCUACAGAUGUGUGGAAUAAAUUUGGAAAACCCAUGAUUCGCCCAAGGACAGCUGUAUGUAGCCUGCUCUCACGUCGGAACACCUUCUGAUUUAAUCGUGUAUGCAACCACACGGAAAAAAAUGUGUAUUUAAAAGCUCUUUCAUGAAGCAUAAUUAAAUCGCAAAGACUCUCUUUCUUUGAGUGGCAUUGCAACGCAUGCUGGGUACUUGCUAGUAUAAAAUAUUUGAAGGAGCUAUCAUGCCCAUGAUGCCUGUUAGGUUUGAAAAAAUAUGCCGCCUGACGAGUGUUUUAAAAAAAAAGAAGACUUUUUUUAGCAUGGUUGAUCCUCCAAAACGGGUACGAUAAAUUAGACACCAAUUUUUGUUUAAUGGUUAGCUAUUGUUUUAUUAUUGCUUUGUCGAAAGGUCUACAAUAAAAAUAGAAAUAGUCUUGCAUGGAGUAAAAACAAGAUGGAAAUCAUAUUUAAAUCUAAUUAAUUAAUUAAUUACAGAAAAUGUUGAACUUCUGUUUUCAGGUUCUAAUCACAGAUGCCGGAAAAUGCAAUUAUGAGACUAAGACUUAUGGAUGCAAGCUAAUAGGCGGAAGAGCCUACCGCCACUUCUAUGAGUCGAUCAUGUAUUAUUACUACAGAUUAUGCACAGUUAGGGCACGGAUGUUGGACAAAAUAGUUAGCGCGAAGCCAAUCCCGAUAAAUGCACCGGGAAUUAAGCAUGUCAGCAAUGAACUGAAAAUGUCCGAUUACAAAAGUAGGUAAACCAUAAUUUUUAAUGCAAUUAAUUAAUCUGAAAACAUACAUAAAUUCAGUCCAUUUUUUGAUAAUUUUUUAUUUGUAAAUUUUAAAUAUUAAAAUUGAGACUUACGACACACUUGCUAUACAUAAAUACUAUAAAUAUCUCGGUUGUAAAGAAAGUGAUUAUAUUUCUAUGGGUAAGCUAUUAAUGGAGGUGGAUAACAUUUUAUUCUUUUUAACAAACAUUGCAACGGUAUUUCUCUUCUCAGUCUACUAUUUGAAUAAGUUUCUAUUCGCGUGUAAAAAUAGACUUCUUCUUUUAAAAUGAAACAAGGGGUUGGUAAAACAAUAUUGAGCUUAAAUUGACACAAUCAUCAUUUCGCAAAAUGAUUGUUUGACAUACACAAGCGUAUGUCAAUAAAUAGAUAUACCGAUGUUUAAUGUCCGUCCUUCUCAUGCGUGUAUGAAUAAGCCCGUAUUUCACGGUGAGCGUGCAUGUGACUGCAGUGUCCUAUUUUUGCUGCUUGGAAAGAUUGUACAAUCGUCUUGUUGUGGUCCAAACGUGAUUGGAGGCUAUUCUGCUUUGCAUCACUGCCCUGAUUCCUUGCCCGAAAGCGGUACAUUUACUUUCUAAAGAGUUCACUCCAGAAGUUAGUCUGAUUAACACUCUGAAGCUUAUACUCCAGAAGUGAGUAUUCCUCACCGACAUGAAUUAUCAAUAGCAUUUUUUUUCCUGUGAAUUCAGGUCAAUGACCAUGAAUUUCAGUUGCACUCUUUGAGAAUGUUUAAAUCGUUUUUAUAUCUAACAGGUGCUGACAUGAGCAAAAUUAUUUUUCUAUAAAUUGUGCAAUUUUUUCUACAUUUAAUCUAGAUGAUAGCAGAUACUCUUUAGAUGACAAUGGAGUUAUCGAAAUUGCAGAGGGCGAUGAUCCAUGUAUGCACAUAGAUAAAUCUAAAAAUGGCGUAGACAAAAUUUAUCUACCAGGUAUUAUCAGAUUCAUUUAAAGAUUUGCAGAUACACGUCCAUCGUUUUUAUAACUUACAAACAUUUUAAAGAUUGUGUCUCCUUAGGGUGUAGAUUUAAUGUUGGCUAUAGCGUGUAGAUGAAGGUGUUCCUAUAGGGUGUAGUUAAAGGUGUUUCUACAGGGUGUAGAUAAAGGUGUUUCUGUAGGGUGUAGAUAAAGGUGUUUCUCUAGGGUGUAGAUAAAGGUGUUUAUGUAGGGUGUAGAUAAAGGUGUUUCUGUAGGGUGUAGAUAAAGGUGUUUCUAUAGAGUGUAGCUAAAGGUGUUUCUGUAGGGUGUAGAUAAAGGGGUUUCUACAGGGUGUAGAUAAAAGUAUAUCUAUAGGGUGUAGAUAAAGGUGUAUCUAUAGGGUGUAGAUAAAGGUGUUUCUAUAGGUUGUAGCAAAAGGUGUAUCUAUAAAGUGUAGAUAAAGGUGUUUCUAUAGGGUGUAGCUAAAGGUGUAUCUAUAAAGUGUAGAUAAAGGUGUUUCUAUAGGGUGUAGCUAAAGGUCUAUCUAUAAAGUGUAGAUAAAGGUGUUUCUACAGGGUGUAGAUAAAAGUGUAUAUAUAGGGUGUAGAUAAAGGUGUAUCUAUAGGGUGUAGAUAAAAGUGUAUCUAUAGGACGUAGAUAAAGGUGUUUCUGUAGGGUGUAGAUAAAGGUGUUUCUGUAGGGUGUAGAUAAAGGUGUUUCUAUAGGGUGUAGACAAGGGUGUUUCUAUAGGGUGUAGAUAAAGGUUUUUCUUUAGGGUGUAGAUAAAGGUGUUUCUGUAGGGUGUAGAUAUAGGUGUUUCUGUAGGGUGUAGAUAUAGGUGUUUCUGUAGGGUGUAGAUAAAGGUGUUUCUGUAGGGUGUAGAUAAAGGUGUUUAUAUAGGGUGUAGCUAAAGGUGUAUCUAUAAAGUGUAGAUAAAGGUGUUUCUACAGGGUGUAGAUAAAAGUGUAUCUAUAGGGUGUAGAUAAAGGUGUUUCUAUAGGGUGUAGAUAAAAUUGUACCUAUAGGGUGUAGAUAAAGGUGUUUCUAUAGGGUGUAGCUAAAGGUGUAUCUAUAGGGUGUAGAUAAAGGUGUAUCUAUAGGGUGUAGAUAAAGGUGUUUCUAUAGGUUGUAGCAAAAGGUGUAUCUAUAAAGUGUAGAUAAAGGAGUUUCUAUAGGGUGUAGCUAAAGGUGUAUCUAUAAAGUGUAGAUAAAGGUGUUUCUACAGGGUGUAGAUAAAAGUGUAUGUAUAGGGUGUAGAAAAAGGUGUAUCUAUAGGGUGUAGAUAAAGGUGUAUCUAAAGGGUGUAGAUAAAGGUGUAUCUAUAAAGUGUAGAUAAAGGUUUUUCUACAGGGUGUAGAUAAAAGUGUAUCUAUUGGGCGUAUAUAAAGGUGUAUCUUCAGGGUGUAGAUAAAGGUGUUUCUAUAUGGUGUAGCUAAAGGUGUAUCUAUAAAAUGUAGAUAAAGGUGUUUCUAUAGGGUGUAGCUAAAGGUGUAUCUAUAAAGUGUAGAUAAAGGUGUUUCUAUAGGGUGUAGCUAAAGGUGUAUAUAUAGGGUGUAGAUAAAGGUGUUUCUAUAGGGUGUAGCUAAAGGUGUAUCUAAUAAAGUGUAGAUCUAUAAAGUGUAGAUAAAGGUAUUUCUAUAGAGUGUAGCUGAAGGUGUAUCUAUAAAGUGUAGAUAAAGGUGUUUCUACAGGGUGUAGCUAAAGGUGUAUCUAUAGGGUGUAGAUAAAGGUGUAUCUAUAGGGUGUAGAUAAAGGUGUAACUAAAGGGUGUAGAUAAAGGUGUAUCUAUAAAGUGUAGAUAAAGGUUUUUCUACAGGGUGUAGAUAAAAGUGUAUCUAUAGGGCGUAUAUAAAGGUGUAUCUAUAGGGUGUAGAUAAAGGUGUUUCUAUAGGGUGUAGCUAAAAGUGUAUCUAUAAAGUGUAGAUAAAGGGAUUUAUAUAGGGUGUAGCUAAAGGUGUAUCUAUAGGGCGUAGAUAAAGGAGUUUCUAUAGGUUGUAGACAAAGGUGUUUUUAUAGGGUGUAGAUAAAGGUGUAUCUGUAAAGUGUAGAUAAAGGUGUUUCUACAGGGUGUAGAUAAAGGUGUUUCUGUAGGGUGUAGAUAAAGGUGUUUCUGUAGGGUGUAGAUAAAGGUGUUUCUAUAGGGUGUAGCUAAAGGUGUAUCUAUAGGGUGUAGAUAAAGGUGUAUCUAUAAGGGGGGUAGAUAAAGGUGUUUCUAUAAGGUGUAGCUAAAGGUGUAUCUAUAAAGUGUAGAUAAAGGUGUUUCUAUAGGGUGUAGCUAAAGGUGUAUCUAUAAAGUGUAGAUAAAGGUGUUUCUAUAGGGUGUAGCUAAAGGUUUAUCUAUAAAGUGUAGAUAAAGUUGUUUCUAUAGGGUGUAGCUAAAGGUGUAUCAAUAAAGUGUAGAUAAAGGUGUUUCUAUAGGGUGUAGAUAAAAGUGUAUCUAUAGGGCGAGGGCGUAGAUAAAGAUGUUUCUGUAGGGUGUAGAUAAAGGUGUUUAUGUAGGGUGUAGAUAAAGUUGUUUCUAUAGGGUAUAGAUAAAGGUGUUUCUAUAGGGUGUAGACAAGGGUGUUUCUAUAGGGUGUAGAUAAAGGUGUUUCUAUAGGGUGUAGCUAAAGGGGUAUCUAUAAAAUGUAGAUAAAGGUAUUUCUGUAUGGUGUAGAUAAAGGUGUUUCUAUAGGGUGUAGAUAAAGGUGUUUCUGUAAGGUGUAGAUAAAGGUGUUUCUAUAGGGUGUAUAUAAAGGUGUUUCUGUAGGGUGUAGAUAAAGGUGUUUCUGUAGGGUGUAGCUAAAGGUGUAUCUAUAAAGUGUAGAUAAAGGUGUUUCUACAGGGUGUAAUUAAAAUUGAAUCUUUGGGAUGUAAAUAAAGGUGUUUCUAUGGGGUGUAGAUAAAGGUGUAUCUAUAGGGUGUAGAUAAAGGUGUAUUUAUAGUCUGUAGAUAAAGAUGUUUCUAUGUUGUUUAGAUUGAUUUUUAUAUAUGACAAGCCCCCAUAAAGUACUCAUAUUUUUAAGCUACAAAACAAUAAUCUUUUCAAUGAAUUGGCAACUACUUGCUGGUUUGUAAAAGUCUUGAGCAAUAAUACAAAUUAAGUGAUUAUGUCGAGUUGUUGAUGGAGAUGCUAGUUGGUAAGUUUGUAAAAAUCAUCCAAGCAGUAAUACAAUGUAUCUCACUAUCUCACUAUGUCGUGUGUUUGGUGGAGAUGAUAUUUGGUACGUUUGUAAAAGUCUUCAGAGCAAAAAUACAAUGUGAAUGAGUGUGCCUUUGGGUUGAUGAAGAUGAUAUGGUAAGAUUGCGAUUAAACACAAGAACAUUGAUUACUUUAAUGUAUUAUCAGUGUUAUUAUUUCCUCAUCGAAAUGGCGAAAUAUAUUUGUUUACAAUAAAAUGUAAUUUUAUUUAUUUAAAAUACAAAAUAAUUUAAUUUUUAAAAUUUAACUUAUUUACAUUGUAAUUUAUUCACAGAUGCUUUAUUGAUCAUUUUGGGAUCAAUCACUGCCAUCAUCAAACUUGUUAUCUACUAGCAAGUGUCAAGUUCACUAGAACAUUGAGUUCAAAUAAAAGAUAGACAAAGCCAUGUCCUAAGCAAAACAAAGCAGACAAUGUAACAUUUAAGAUUAAAACCUAGCCAGUUUCAACAAUACCUAUGGUUUAUUCAAAGGUUUUGAAGACGAUAGAGAGAAAAUAAAUUUAGCAGCAUGCCAUAUUACCUAUGUUUUAUUCUAAGAUUUUGAACACGAUAGAGAGAAAAUAAAUUUAGCAAUAUUCCACAUAUUUCCUAUAUUUUAUUAUGCGACACAUUGGUAUUUCUAAAUGAGAUAAUGCAAUAGAUGAUAGACAGACACAAGAUAGUGUAGAAUGGAAAUGCCAAACCAUCGUGUCUAAGUCUGGCUUGUACUAAAAACCUAACAUUAACAUCAAUUGUGGUUUUAAAAAAUGUUUUGUCAACAAAUAUAUCCAACAACAGUCCAUCAAGUCAACCUCAUAAUGAACGAAAAUUUAAACUGAAUGCAUCGAAAUAGAAGCGUUAAAAGAUGUUUUGUUAUUAAGUUAUUGGGUUGGGGGGGGGCAGAACUAAACAUACACGAAUUAAAAGAUUUAUGCUGCAUUCUAAACUUCAUUCCAAUAAUAAAGCAUAUUCAGAUUCAACCAUUUUCUUGGAUUAAUACAUUUACAAACUUUUUCUAAGUCACAAAAUUUAGAUUGUCGAG